AUGGAAGACGCUGAGCCCAAAGUAGUCUACAUGGAAGACAAUCCGGCAGGGCACAAACAGCCAAUGGACAUAAAAAACAUUUACAAUAUGAAAAAGGAAGAUGUAAUUGUGCAGGAAUACAUCAACAAAAAUAGCAACUCCACGAUUAACAUGUAUCAUAAGGACCAAGUAAAUAUUUACAUUGAGAACAGUGACUUGAAUAAAAAAACUUACAACUGUUAUACAUGCAAUAUACAGAUAUAUAACUACUCGUUCUUUCGGUACCACUUUAAGUCCGAGUGGCACAAAUAUAAUUUGAAGAGGAAGCUUCUGAAUUUGACUGCAGUCAACGAAGUGACCUUUAAUGAGAAGGUGCACAGCUUGACCAAAGGGGGGAUUAGCGCCAACGGUACCGGAAACGACCCCGUUAGUGGAGACCCCGCUAGCAGCAACCACUGCGCGCACAAGAAGCACAGCAACGGGAAGAAAAAAAAGGAGAAAAAAAACCAAGCAGAACUGUGCAGCGGCAAAAAGGCCAAUAAUAACGGAAGCAGUUACACGAGCAACAAUUGCGAAACGCAAAAAAUUAAAUACGCAACGAAGGAAGAUGUUUUAAUGAACAAACAUGUAAAAUAUGACAACCCCUUGGUAUGCUUCUUUGACAACAGAAUUUUUAAUUCAAUAGAAGAAAAUAUAAAACACAUGAAUGAUAAUUAUACUUUUUAUAUCCCUGAUAUAAAGUACGUUACCAAUUUGAAAAAAAUUCUUCUAACCAUAGGGAAGAAAAUUUACGAAGAGAACAUUUGCAUCUACUGCUUUCGCCAUUCCAAGUGUGUCAAAUCGUUACAGUCGCAUAUGAUCUGCAAGAGUCACACCAAACUACAUGCAGAUUUUUUUAUUUUUAUUCAAAAAUAUUACGAUUUCUCAAAGUCGUACGUUGAUCUGUUAAAUAGAUACAUUACUAAUAAGGAGGACAAAGAGUUGCUUCUGUGUAUGCUCCACAAGAAGAGAAACAACCAAAUAGACUCCAAGAGUCACCGCAGCGCGGAGAAAGAUGGGGAAGAGGAGGCCAAGCAGAAACAGCGGGAAGACCGUUCAAAUGUACGUCCAUCCAACGCGGAGGAAGCCCAAGCCCAACUCGAUAAUGAAUACAAAAACGAAAGCGAUAACAGUAGCGAGGACUACAAAGUGAAGGAGGAAGAACUGAGCAAAAAUAUAAACUAUGACACCAUAUAUGAAGUCCUGGAAGAGUUCGGAUACACAAAACCUGAGCUAAAUGAGUACAACAAUUUAGUUCUUCCGGAUGGGUCAGAAGCUAUCAACAGAAAAAUUGCUUACAUUUUUAAGCAGAAAUUGCCACUUCAAAAUAGAACCACGUCCAAAUGUGAAAAGCUUGAUGUUUUGAAAAAAAAAGAAAGCAACCAGGACUACAGCAGAUACAAGUCCUAUAUUGACGUCAUGAAAAAAUACAACUUGGAUUUGAAUGUGAAGACGAACGGUUUGAACAAAUUUUACAAGAGUGACUCCAUCUUCUUUUUAUGA
Plasmodium fragile is the source of this 1521-nucleotide messenger RNA. RefSeq lists its product as uncharacterized. NCBI's taxonomy places the organism in Eukaryota, Apicomplexa, Aconoidasida, Haemosporida, Plasmodiidae. The transcript has a single exon. The record is from RefSeq and is a predicted model, not a curated record. Gene Ontology annotation, biological process: ribosomal large subunit biogenesis. Bases 1 to 1521 code for a protein of 506 amino acids. Gene Ontology annotation, cellular component: preribosome, large subunit precursor.